This is a messenger RNA of Wasmannia auropunctata (little fire ant), 2643 nucleotides long. It is a transcript of the gene wap, whose product is annotated as DDB1- and CUL4-associated factor 7. Gene Ontology annotation, cellular component: nucleus. Lineage: Eukaryota; Metazoa; Arthropoda; Insecta; Hymenoptera; Formicidae. Gene Ontology annotation, molecular function: protein binding. The transcript has 4 exons. Bases 571 to 1611 code for a protein of 346 amino acids. The record is from RefSeq and is a predicted model, not a curated record.
GGCCAGAAUGGCCGCUCCGCUCCGCGUCCGCCGCUCUCUCGUGCUUCUCUCAGCCCUUGCAACGCUGGCGUUCUAAAACUCACAGUCGGAAAGGUGCUUCAAUUCUAUUCGCGCAGCGGUCGAUCGAUCUAUGAAAUGCAUUGCACUCCAUGAAGAUGGAAUUGAUGGAAUGCACAGUGUCGUAGUGUUUAUACGGAGCACGGCGAAGUGCCACAUUAUCUAUGGGAUUCGGCGUAUUUUUCACAAUAGUGGAGAAAGCCGCGACUAAUUCGGGACAGAAUUCAGAAGAUUUCGCAGUCACGCUCGGCUACGACGUCCAGAGGGGCGUCACUUUAUAUUCGGAAUAUUAGCUACGGAGCUUCUCCUCCCGAACAACUUUUUUUCGCUUGAUCUUCCGCGGUUUUUAUCGUGGACGCGUGGUGCGUAUACGCGAAUCCUUCCAGUCCUGGAUGAUCUGAUUUUUCCCAGCGACACGAUGGUCACGGAGAUUUAAGUUCUUAGCAGUCAGAUUAUUCUUGGUGGUCAUUCUUCUGUAACAUACAAUAUCAGUGGCAGGGAUAUCGGGGCAUCAUGGCUAUGCACAGCAUACCACCGAAGCGAAAAGAAAUCUACAAGUACGAGGCGCCAUGGCCGUUGUACAGCAUGAACUGGUCGGUGAGGCCCGACAAGAGGUUUCGUCUGGCGCUGGGAAGCUUCGUGGAGGAGUACAACAACAAAGUACAAAUUGUCUCGCUGGACGAAGAGACGUCCGAGUUCAGUGCCAAAAGUACAUUCGAUCAUCCUUACCCGACUACGAAAAUAAUGUGGAUACCGGACAGCAAAGGUCAGCUUCCCGAUCUUCUCGCCACAUCCGGCGACUAUCUGCGAGUGUGGCGCGCCGCGGAGCCCGAGACCCGUUUGGAGUGCGUCCUGAACAACAAUAAGAACUCGGAUUUCUGCGCGCCGUUGACGUCCUUCGACUGGAACGAGGUGGAUCCGAAUCUGAUCGGGACCUCGAGCAUAGAUACCACCUGCACCAUCUGGGGACUGGAGACGGGGCAGGUUUUGGGCAGGGUAAACAUGGUCAGCGGCCACGUGAAGACGCAGCUGAUAGCGCACGACAAGGAGGUGUACGACAUCGCGUUCAGCCGCGCCGGGGGCGGCCGCGACAUGUUCGCCUCCGUCGGCGCCGACGGUUCCGUGAGGAUGUUCGAUCUGCGACACUUGGAGCACUCGACGAUCAUCUACGAGGAUCCGCAGCACACGCCGCUGUUACGAUUAGCGUGGAACAAGCAGGAUCCCAAUUAUCUCGCUACCGUGGCGAUGGACGCGUGUGAAGUCAUCAUUCUGGACGUUCGCGUGCCGUGCACGCCAGUCGCGAGAUUGAACAAUCACAGGGCCAGCGUUAACGGGAUAGCCUGGGCCCCGCAUUCGUCCUGUCACAUUUGCACAGCCGGCGAUGAUCAUCAGGCUCUAAUCUGGGAUAUACAGCAGAUGCCAAGAGCAAUAGAGGAUCCUAUACUCGCUUAUACCGCCGCGGAAGGCGAGGUCAAUCAGAUUCAGUGGGGCGCCACGCAGCCCGAUUGGAUAGCCAUUUGUUACAACAAAGCGGCCGAGAUUCUUCGAGUGUAAAUGCCUUCUUCCGAAUCGAAAAGCGCAUUUAUUUUAUCUCUAGGCGUUCAAACACAUGCUACUGGAGUAAGUUCUUUCUUAUUAUUAAUAUAAGAGACAUGUAUUUUGUUUCUUGAAAACAGCAACUAUAAAAACAUUUCAUUUGAUGCGUUUUGCAAUUGUACAUAUGUUUAUAGAAAUAUUAUAAAUUUAAUAGCGAACAUUUUCCAGAGAGAAAAAAAAAGUCACGGUGUAACACAGUGAAUUAUUUCAUUUUUGUGGCUUACCGAUGUUAAACGGGAAUGAAUAGAUUCACUGUGUCUCUUGUUGGAAAAUGUCCAAUUAUUAGGGAUCGUUUCUCAAGAAUAUGGAUACUUAAAUUACAUUAAUAUGUAAUUAAUUAGGCAUCAAUCAUUUUAAAUGUCAUUCUUAAAUUAUGUUAGGUUAGGUUUUAAGAAAACAAUUUUGCGGCUAUUACAGCAAUCGGAUUGAAUCAUUAGAUUGUAGCGUUAAUUAGUUCGCAGAAUGUGAUCGCAGUGUGAUUGCAGUUUUAAGUAUGUAAUGUACAGAUUUUUAUAGCUGUAAAUUUUUGAUAUGUGAAUAUAUAUAUUAUGCAAUGACACACUGCCAUAUACGAAUACGCCAUGUACUCGACGAUUGUAUUGUCAUUGAUAGGAAUAUUAAACUCGCAUUUUAAUUUAUAUCAUAAUAUUCAUUGACGAUCUAAGAUGUAUGUCGCGCAAAUAUUCGAUUAGACUUGGUACUUAUGUGUGCGGGAAGGUAAUAUCAAUAAUUAAUGACACUAAAAGUUACAAAGGAGGAUUACAUAUUCAUAUAUAUUGUUAUAUGAAAUAAUCGUAUAAUUUACAAAUGUUAAAUGAACCGAAUGCAGUUAUUUACAGUAAUGAGCUCCGUGUGCGUUUUGAGCCUGUAAUUCACUCAACAUAAAGUGAUUCCUUCAGUUUUGAUCUCUAUCCGCUAUACAUUUAUAUCUAUAUAUUUAUCUUUUCUUUUUUUUUUAGUGUGCAAUCUCAAUAAAUAUCACUUAACUCU